This is a messenger RNA of Mycena citricolor, 329 nucleotides long. Lineage: Eukaryota; Fungi; Basidiomycota; Agaricomycetes; Agaricales; Mycenaceae. The record is from the annotation of a GenBank genome assembly.
CAAUUAGCUCAUACUCGUGUUGCUCGUCACACGUAUGAAAUACAUAGAUCGCUGGCAAGGUACAUGAAGACAACACCUUCUGCGAUGGUCCCUCUACUCCUCGUCACUCACGAGCGAAACAAAGGCAGAGAAAAUGAUCUCGGGAAGGAGCCGCCUUUGCAUCUUUUCGCGGAUAAAUUCAGCAUUGAUCUGGUGUUCUUGCUGCCGGUCGUUCGUCUGCACCUCCGACAGAGCCGUGUCCAGGACGUGCAAUGCAUCCAAUUUGGUGAUCCACCCGUCGAACUCAUUGACGGCCCAGUAAAGCACCAAGCCGAGCAUAUUGCCAUCUG